Messenger RNA from Stomoxys calcitrans (stable fly), 5266 nucleotides. RefSeq lists its product as uncharacterized. The record is from RefSeq and is a predicted model, not a curated record. The transcript has 7 exons. Gene Ontology annotation, molecular function: protein serine/threonine kinase activity; ATP binding. Gene Ontology annotation, biological process: peptidyl-serine phosphorylation; signal transduction. The coding region runs from base 854 to 4279 and encodes 1141 amino acids. Lineage: Eukaryota; Metazoa; Arthropoda; Insecta; Diptera; Muscidae. Gene Ontology annotation, cellular component: cytoplasm; nucleus.
UUAUUUGUAUGUAUAUUUUAGUCUGGUUGUGUGCGUGAAUGUGAAGACGACGAGUGAUACAAGAGAAAAAUAAAGCCCCAUCUUGGAGCUGAAGUUUUUUCGAUGAUUUUCAUGUGGAUGUAGAAUAAAACUACAGAAAAGAGACCCACUAAUAAGUGAACAACAACAAAACACAUGUGGCGAGAAGUAUCAAAUGCAAGUCCAACCUUAACCACCAACUAAGAAAAGAGAAUAUCAGCGACGUUAACAACCACAGUAACACACAGAACCUAUUGCAGCAGAGCAAAUAAAGAUAACAUUGCUACAAAAGCACAUAAAUAUAAUUUAAUAACAAAAAAAGUAACUAAUAGUCCCAACGUGUGUCUCACUACUGUUGAGAAUUGGAGAGAAUUUCAAAUGCAAAGUUUUGAUUUAUAAAACUCUGCAGCAGCCACAGACGAAAUGGCAAAUUCCAUAUAAAAUCAUACUCUGCCAAUGCUGUCGUCGAUGAUAACAGAGAAAGAGAGAGAGAGAGAGAAAGAGAACCACGGCACACUGCGAGACUAAAAUAUACUUCUUCACAUAUUUAGUAGAUGAAAACCAAACAAAACAAAAACACCACUUGGUCACUUGUGUAUCAACAACAACAGCAGCAAUUCUGCUACAGCAGCACGAAGAGUAAAUGCAUUAGAAGGCAUCGUCACCUUUAAAAACAACUCAUCCAAAAAACAGCGACUACACACAAAACCUAACAUUAAGUACACACAAUCCAUAAAGAGGCAGGCACAAGCAACGACGGUGUGGAACACCUCACGCAUAAAAGGAAAACUAUACAGAGAGAUAGACCCACAGGCACGUGAAAUAAUCGUAUAAGAUGGGUAAACGUGUCGUUGUUGAAACUCACGACCACCAUCAUCAUCAAGUUACACCAGUUUCAACUGGAGCCCGUAAUAUACGUAAGCGUAAAUGCAAUUCAAAUGGUAACACCAACUCUAAUCGCCACCACGGCAUUGAUAAGGGCAACGGCAACAAAGCCCAACGUAUGAGCUCUGGAUCUGGUCACAACAAUGAUGAGUGGCAUGAAAAUGAUGACGAGGACUCCUCAUCGAAUGAUGGUCCUCCAGAAAAGUUGCCAACACCCCGCAGUAUAUCCAGCAAACAUGCGAAUAACUCUUCUAUUCUUCUCAACAAUUCCCUCAACAUUAGCCUUGCCAAUGAGCCAAAUGCAUCGCUGACGGAAUCGCCGAAACCGGUAUAUACCCUGAGACCAUCGGUUGUCAAUGGCACCGUAUUGUAUGACUUAAAUGAGAAGCCAUGGCGUUUGGGGCGUCCCAUUGGUAAAGGCAAUUUUGGUGAAAUAUUUUUAGCAUCUGAUAACAUCAGUAUUCCGGUUACAAACGAAAAUGCAAAAUUUGUUGUUAAAAUUGAGCCUCACUCCAAUGGUCCAUUAUUUGUUGAAAUUCAUUGUCUCAUGAACACUGCCAACAAGGAGAAACAUGACAUUAAAGCAGAAGAAGCUUCCUCCGACGCUAGGGCGACAAGCAGCCAUUUACCAUUGGACGCACCCUCUGGUAUACCCGACUACAUAGCAUCCGGAUCGCACUUUUUCGGAAAUGCGCGAUAUCGUUUCUUGGUUCUGCCGCGUUUUGAUCGUGACCUUCACUCACUGAUUAAGAAAUGCCGAGUUCAUCAGAAAUCCGUUUUAACAUUGGCGAUACACAUUAUAAAUGUUUUGGAGAAUUUACACGACAAAGGAUACUGUCAUAACGAUGUAAAAGCUCAAAAUCUCAUGAUAUCCAAGUGCAAAUAUUUGGCUCUACCCCAAUCGGAAAUAGUACACAAGCACGAGACGGAAGCUUGCAUUGGCGGCAGUGAUCGUUCGAUCGUGGAAGAAAAUCAUUUAAAAUCUUCAAGAAAGUACGAUGACCACUACGAAGAGAAACAACAAACUACAGAUAGCGGCAAUAGUUCCGAGCAAGAAGCUAACGAUGACGAUGACGAGGACUUUGUUAUCAAACAUAAAAUUAAACGUAAAUUUGUUUUGGACGAUGAUGACGAUGACGAAGACUAUGAUGAUGAAGAUGACGAAGAGGAGGAGGAGAACGAUGAGGAUGAGGAUGAUGAUGAUGAAGAUGAAGAUUUCGAUGAUGGAGCUACUACAAAUAGUACCAACAGCAAUAGCAUGGAUAAUUAUCGAACCCCGAUUAAUAAAAACAAACGUACACAAAGACAGAAAUCCUCCCGCAGCGUUGUGCCGUACAGUGGUUCGAAUCCGGUGAGAUCAUGUCGUCGUGAAAAAAGCAAUCCCAUCUAUGAUGAGAUGGUUUCGUCACAUUAUUUGCGACCCACAAAACGCGUUAGUUAUAUAGAGUUCUUUAAUGAGGACAAUGGUGGCAGUGGUUUGCAAGAAAUUCAUUGUAUUUCUUCAGAUGAUGAAUCAGAGGAAUUUGUCCCGUCUUCUAUGCAGCGCAGCCCCAAAGGCACACCAGCAAAGAAAUCUGCGAGUAGUUCAAAAUUAAUGAGCUCCCGACGUAUAACGAGACGACAAGAAAAGUUAUUGGGGAAAAGACAGACAAAUGAUUCCAAAAAGAUUGACCACAAAAUUAAUGAAAAAGAAGAUGAUAAAAAGACAUUUAAGGCAGACAGCAGCGAACAACAUGUACAGAGGAUUACCGUUGAAGAAGAACGCAUAUUCCUGAUUGAUUACGGCUUAGCCUCAAAGUACAUAGAUAACGGUGUACAUCGUCCAUUUGUGAUGGAUCAACGUAGAGCCCAUGACGGUACACUAGAAUUUACAUCCCGCGACGCUCAUAUGGGUGCCCACUCCCGGCGCAGUGAUAUGGAAUGCCUAGGAUACAAUCUGCUAUUCUGGUCACAAGGUUAUUUGCCAUGGAAAGAAGCGGCUACCAAUCAACAGCAGGAGAAAGUGCAUCGCGCCAAGGAAUAUUUAAUGACUGACGUUCAAGAACUUUUAAGGCAAAUAUAUGGAAAACAGGUUCCAAAAUAUCUCGGUGAAUAUCUCAACUUAGUUGGGCAACUAAGUUACCAUGAACGACCCGAUUACAAUCGUUACCGACGUAUUUUCGAAAAAGAGUACCAACAGUUGGGGUAUGCACUGGAAAGCAUACAAUUACAAAUGCGGGAAAUUCAGCGAACUUGCGUGCGCGUUAAGGAAGAGAUCGAAAACAAAAACGAUUUCUUCGAAAUGAACAAUGGUGUCUUUAAUGUGGCAUACAAUGCAAUGCAAAAUGCUGUCGGUGGCACACCAUUCCAUGAACGCACCCUAACAAAUCGUGUUUCGCCAAAAAAUCUACGUUCCAAAUCUGAUAAAAAAGCAUCUAAGAAGAAAAAGUUUUCUUGGACCGAAAUUCUCUCACAGGACCCAGAUCUGAUAGCAAGAGAGAGGGCUGAAAAAGAGUUUGAUCGUGAAGAGGAACUCAGCGAUAUACAACAAACUACAGUUCGACGCUACCAAGGAAAUGCUACGUAUGCCAUUCGAGAGGUGCUAGAUCGAAUGGGACGCAAAGUGGAAGAAUAUGAACAGCAGAGAGAUGAACAGCUAAAAACAGAACAGAAAAACAAGAUGAAACAACUUAAAGAUGAGAAUGACGUCGACAUGGACGUUUGUGAUGGGGAGCAACAGGCAGACUGCUCUGAACCAAUGGAAGUUAACGAUGACGAAAACGAAAGCGAAGCCUAUACAGAUGCUACAGAACCUUUGGAAACUGUGCACACUGUUAAUUCCCGCCGUCAUCGAACACUUCCGAAAUCUCGUUGCGGUAGCACAUGCAAAGCUGCAACAAAAGUAUCCGCUUCAAGAAAACUUAUAUUGAAAACACCAAAUAUGAAUGCAGCAGAUGGGAAUGCUGAGAAAUCCAAUGGCAGUCGCUCUGCGAAGCGAACAUCACGAAAAAGGCUUAGUAAAGUUAAAACAAGCGUUGCCCCAAAUGCCACCCCAGUUACUUCGACAACACCGAACACCGGACUAAAAACGCCCAAAGCGGGAAAAAAAAGUACCAAGCGUGGCAGUGCCAUAAGCAAGAGCUCUCGCAAAAAUGCAUCAAACAGCGGUGCAGCAGUAGCAGCAGCAGCUUCUGCCGCCGGUGAAGUGGAGCAGCGACAGCAAUCCUCACAAAAAACCAAAAGGGAGCGUCGUACAAGACGGUGCCUUCUCAAGACUGAACAACCAUCCGAAGGUCUUCUAGAAGAUGAUUCAAAUUCAAAUUUCAGCCCCGAGGGCGACUUAUGGAAAGGUAGUAGCCAUCAAACUGAAGCUUGUACACGAAAUUGUAGAAAAUGAUUUAUUAAUAGAAUACAAGGGCUCAUUACCGCCUUAACUACAACCUACUUAAUUUUGAAGCGGUAAUGCUAUCCAAUUACAAACGUAUGCAUAUAUAUUUGAAUAAUUCCAUUUUUGUUUUGUUUUGUUUUUGAACAUUUUUUAGAAAGGCAUUUCUUUUAUUUUCACCAUAUGUUUGACACAAGGAAAACUUAUGGAAAAACUUUACUUUUGUAAAAUUAUAUAAUAAACAAAUUAAAACACAAAACUUUGUUAGCAAAGUCCAUAAAUCAAACAACAAAAUAAUACAAAACAAGAGAAUAGUGUGGCAAACCAUACAGAACAAGUAUUAAAUAUUUCUAAAGCUUGAUUGCUUUAAAUACAGAAUAAUUUCAAUGAAAAAAAUAAAAAUUAAUGUAUUUUUUAUUAUUUUCAAAAAUAUGUAUGUAUAUGCUUCACCACCCCCAUUAAGGAUGAUUUUUAGAUACUCUCUAAAAGCUAUGGCAUAUAUUCAAAACAAAUUUCAAUAAUUUAUUUUCCAUCAGAGAAAAAAAUUUAAAAAAGAAAUUUAUCCGAUAUUUAAAAGAAUAUCUAGUUAAUAUAACAUUAAAAUAUGGAAACAACCUAGUAAAUAUAGAAUAUAACUAAAAAAAAAAUAUUCAUACAAUGACAUUGAAUUAUUAAUGAAAAUACAAAGUACACACACACACACACACACACACCUUCACCUACAUACAUAUACACGCAAGCAUAUAACAUGAUCAAUAAUUAAAAGAAACUGAAUUUCAAUGAGAAGCAUGGAAAAACCUCAGUACUUCAAUGAUAAGUUUUUUGUGUUUGCUAUGGAAUUUGUAUUUUAUUUUUCCUAUAUACUACACAUACACACAAGCACACGUGUUUUUUUUUUUCUUAUAAAUAUAGAAAACAAAUAUUGAAUUGAAUUCAUUAUUUCAAAUUAGUCAAAUCAAAAUGAACAAUCAUUCUAUACCCAACAAAAAAAAACAACAC